AUGGAACUUAUAACUACAUUAAUUCAGAUUAAAAAUAACCUUUCUAUUAUAGCUGAUGCUCGGUUUAAAACAAUAGGUUUGAUAGAAGGAUUAUGCAAGUAUGAAAUUGUUUUAACAGCUCAAAUUUAUUUGCGGAUUUUUCUAAAAACUACUCCACUAUUUAAGUAUUUACAAGGUCAUGGAGUAAAUAUAAUUACAUCUUAUCAAAUGGUUCAGGCAACACUUGAAGAGUUUAAACUUAAUGCACGUGACUUCUCAAGUGUCAAGGAAGCAGCAGACAAUUUUGUUGCAUGGGCAAAUAAUAAAUUAGAAGAUGAAGACAUACUACAGCUGGUGAUAAGUACUGUGUGGUUUGUGUUUUUAAUUUUUUAGUGAAGUAUAAUUUAUACACCAACACUUAUCCUGGUCUCUACAACUGCUACAAAUUACUACUUACUCUGUCAGUCACUCAAGUAAGCUGUGAACGUGGAUUUUCAAAAUUAAAAUAUAUAAAAUCAUAUUUAAGGAGCACCUUAUCACAAGACCUUUUGGAAAGUUUCAUGCUCAUUGAGAAAGAAUUGGUGAACAGAAUUGACUUGGACAAAAUAAUUGAUCAAGUAGCUUCUAAAAGUAAAUUAUUACAAAAAUUACUAUUGUUUUAA
Cinara cedri is the source of this 641-nucleotide messenger RNA. The record is from the annotation of a GenBank genome assembly. Lineage: Eukaryota; Metazoa; Arthropoda; Insecta; Hemiptera; Aphididae.